AUGGCACUUCCGAGUUCCAUGGAUUUGGUGACGUCCACGCCUCCACAUCGGAAGGCCAGCCUUUUCGGAGCGCCCCGACCAAGCCGAGCAAGCCGACGUCCAAAGACAUGUCCAAAGCCAUGGCACUGGUGGGUUCUGAGUUGCUGUUCGUUCGGCGCGAAGCCUUUCGUUCGGCGCUUCUUUGGACGCUUCGGUCGAGGAACUGUGGGAAGAUUCGGUCGAGUUGGAUUGGCCUCGUCACCCAUCACUGAGCUUUUAGUGGAUGCGGAUUCACACAGCAUUGCAGAAAUUCAGCAAGCUGUCAGCUGUUUGAAAGAAAUGGAUGGUGAGGUUCACACCAGUGUUUUUGCCGAACCAGGUCGAGCCAAGAACAGGAAGUGGAGUGAACUUCUGAACCAGCCUGGCAUCACAUUCCGGCCAGUUCUCCGGUCAAGCGAUUGCUCGACGGAGCCCAAUGAUAAGGCUAUUCAAUGCGCCAUGCAGGAACUGUCCACACGUCGUGGAGUGCACCGAAUUGCAUUGUUGACUGGAGAUGCAGAUUUUAUUGCUACUAUUCUGACUCUUGAAGCCACAGUGUCUAAGUAUUUGGUGCUUGUCCCUGAGUACAGAAGCUCUGUGGUGGCCGCAUAUCAGGAGAAUGGAUAUUGGAGGUCUUGA
Messenger RNA from Durusdinium trenchii, 657 nucleotides. NCBI's taxonomy places the organism in Eukaryota, Dinophyceae, Suessiales, Symbiodiniaceae. The record is from the annotation of a GenBank genome assembly.